CAGAGGUGUAUAAAGUGCGCUCUUGUGUGAGUUGUCUGCGCAUGCUCCGGACUGACUGCUCAGGAUGCUGCUGUCUCUUCUGUCGUCGCUGCUGCUGCUGCUGCUGCAAUGCUCCUUAACGAGCGGAGCCACCGAUCCCAUCUACCUGGUGACAGUCACUUCCCAGGCGGUGGGUGGCAGCACAGAGACUCUGUGUGCACAGAUCCAUGAGUCCACAGAAGCACUCUCUAUAGUGGUCACUUUGAGAACCGACAAUCAAAACCUCACCGUCCUACAACAGGCCUCCAUUAAAAAGGAUUUCUACAGAUGUGUCCCUUUUAAGGUCCCUGCAGUCACUGUGGAGUCUGUGGCAUCCGUGGAUGUUGUAAUCCGAGGGGGAAAAACGUUCCUGAACAACAACACUAAGAUCCUCAUAAAUCCCCCUCAAAGUCUUCUUUUCAUCCAAUCAGACAAGCCUAUCUACAAGCCUGGACAAACAAUUAAAUUUCGCAUUGUGUCUCUGGAUUCCAAUUUCUUGCCUCGCAAACAAGUGUUUCGAACAGUUGAACUCCAGGACCCUUUUUCAAAUCUCAUCGGUCAGUGGUUGAAUCAGACCACAAGGAUUGGUAUUUUGGAUCUGUCCCACUCCAUGUCUCCAGAAGCUGCUCAGGGUUACUACACCAUCACUGCUUGGGAUGAGAAGAACCAACAAACAUCACACGGAUUUGAAAUUAAAGAAUAUGUUCUGCCAAAAUAUGAAGUGAACAUUGAUUUUCCAUCCGUUAUAACUGUCCAGGACAAAGAGGUCACUCUGAAAGUUUGUGCAAAAUACACUUAUGGCAAGCCUGUGCUGGGGUCUGUGAAUGCUCAAGUGUGUGGACAGAGCUAUGGUUAUUAUUGGUGGAGACCGUUUCCUGACAUGGAUAAUGUAUGCAAGGAAUAUUCAAUGAUGACCGACAGGACCGGCUGUGGGUCUCAGGUGAUAAAUGUGACAGAAUUUGGCUUGACUUCAAGAGGAUCUUUUGAAGUGAAUUGUGAUGUGGAAGAGUCUGGAACAGGGAUAACUAUGCAAGGUUCUGCCUCAGCGGUGUUUACCAGUGAUUACGUCAAUGUUUACUUUGAGGACACACCAGAUACAUACAGGCCUGGCGUGGCCUUCAAGGGAAAGGUUGUUAUCAGUAAUUCACAGUCUAGACCUAUGAAAAAUGAGUCUGUGGUUGUGUAUGCAGAGUAUGAUAGUAAAAGUGUUAAUGUGACAUUAACGACAGACGUCAAUGGUUCUGCCCUCUUCUCCUUUAAUACUUCACAUUGGUCAGAAAAAACAGUUCAGUUACAGGUCCAUUAUAAGGGAGGUAAAGAACAGACUGAUUUUGAGGCUUUUAGAUAUUAUCCGUCAGGCUAUCUCUACGUAAGACCCUUUUACUCCAAAAGCAAAAGUUUCCUGAUGUUGACGAAGGCUCCAGAGAAGCUCAGCUGUAACAGUGAUGCAACAGUGACGGCGAGUUACAUCAUUCAGGGCGGUGCGCUGAAAACAGGCCAGAAAACCUUGGAUUUCUUCUACAUUGUCUUGUCCAGAGGCAGCAUGGCUCAAAAUGGUCAUCUGUCUGUGAGUGUGAACACCAAAAGUGAAAACAAAGGAGAACUGACAAUCCCACUGAAGAAGACGGCAGCUCUGGCUCCAUACGCUCAGGUGGUGGUUUACACAGUUCUUCCCAAUAGAGAAGCAGUAGCAGACAGUAUGGACUUCCCCAUUGAAGAAUGUUUGCCAAACAAGGUGUCUUUAAAGUUCUCGUCUCCCACCCCACUGCCUGGAGAGAAGACAUCUUUUAACCUGAAAGCCAGUCCUGGCUCCUUGUGCUCCGUGAGGGCCAUAGAUCAGAGCGUGCUGCUGCUGAGACCAGAGGCCGAGCUGGAUGCCGCCGCUGUCUUUGGAAUGCUGCCGGUCCAGAUUUUGUCAGGUUACCCCUACAGCAUCGAGGAGUUAGAGCCUUACCCCUGCCGACCUCCCUGGGAGGUGAUAAUCCCACUCGCUGAACCUGCGAGACGCAAGCGAUCCCGCUUCUAUUACCCUUACUACAGUGACAAAACUGACGCCUACAACAUCUUUAGAGCAGUUGGAAUCAAAAUCGCUACCAACUCUGACGUGAAAGCACCUGUUGUUUGUGAUAAUGACAUGUCGAUGGUCAUGCGAUCUGAAGUGUCGGCAGACGAUUUUCCAGUUCCAGUGAGAAAUGAGAAGAUCCGCAAACUCUUUCCAGAAACCUGGAUAUGGGAUCUUAUACCUAAAUCAGGAUCUGUGGAUGUCUCCAAGACGGUCCCGGACACAAUCACUAAAUGGGCAGCAGGUGCUUUCUGCACAUCUACUGUAGGGUUUGGAGUGGCUCCCAAAACUAAUCUCACUGCUUUCCAGCCUUUCUUUGUGAGCCUUGCCCUCCCUUACUCCGUUAUCCGUGAAGAAACGUUCACUCUCAAAGCCACCGUAUUCAACUACCUCCCCAAAUGUAUCAUGGUGAAGGUCACGCUGGCAGACUCAGUGCAGUUCAAAGCUCAGCCGUGUAAAGGAUGCAUUUACACUCAGUGUGUUUGCUCUGAAGAGAGCCAAACCUUCCAGUGGAUUGUUACACCCUCUGCACUGGGAAAGGUGAACAUUACAGUGCGUGCUGAGGCGGUACAGAGCCGUGAACGGUGUGGCAAUGAAGUGGUGACUUUCCCGGACAAAGGCAGAGUUGAUACUGUGAUGCAGAGCGUUCUGGUGGAGGUGGAGGGAACUAAACAGUCAUUUACUCAGAACGAACUCAUCUGCUUAACAGACCGUCCACAGGAGACAUCCGUCUCUCUCAAUCUACCCAAAGUCUUUGUCAAGGAUUCUGCAAAAAGUUUUGUCACUGUUCUGGGUGAUCUGAUGGGUCGUGCUCUGAGGAACAUCGCUGAUCUGCUGGCUAUGCCGUACGGCUGUGGAGAGCAGAACAUGCUGCUUUUUGCCCCCAAUAUCUACAUCCUUCAGUACCUGGAGAGCAGUGGGCAACUCACUCCUGAGAUUAAAAACAGAGCCGUAACCUUCCUGCAGAGCGGCUAUCAGAAAGAGCUGACAUACAAACAUGAUGACGGAUCUUACAGCGCUUUUGGGAGGAAUGAUCCUUCUGGUAACACCUGGUUAACUGCAUUCGUAAUGAAGUCUUUCGGUGGGGCAAAGAAGUAUAUAUUUAUAGAUCAAGCCAACAUCGAUCAGGCAAAGGAAUGGCUGCAUCUACAACAGCAGGAGAACGGCUGCUUCAUCUCUGUGGGGAAACUCUUCAACAACAUGUUAAAGGGUGGUGUCAGUGAUGAAGUCACUCUCUCUGCGUACAUCACCACAGCACUGCUGGAGUUAGGAGUCCAGAACUCUGAUCCCAUGGUAGUGAAAAGCCUUGCAUGUCUUAGGCAUGCUUCCCGUAACAUCACCAACACUUAUACAACCGCCUUACUGUCCUACACAUUCACUCUUGCUGGAGAUGAACAGAAGAGACAGAAUCUCCUCUCCAACCUGGACCAGCAGGCCAAGAGAGAAGGUGUAGGACGAUAUUGGAGUUUGGGUAAUAAUGCUCAACCGACGGGCUCUGUGGAGGUAGAGACGAGUGCCUAUGUGUUGCUGGCUCUGCUCUCAGGACCUUCACUGCCUGGAUUUGGACUGAACUACUCUGCUAGCGUAGUACACUGGCUAACCAAGAAACAGAAUGCGUAUGGAGGCUUCUCCUCUACACAGGAUACUGUAGUAGCACUCCAGGCCCUCGCUAAAUACAGUGCUGCCACCUACAAUCCAGAAGGAUCCAUUACUGUAAGCGUGACCUCCCCCUCAGGCCAGAGGAACCAGUUCACCGUAAACCAGAACAACCGGCUGCUUUACCAGGAGAAACAGCUACAGGAAGCUACCGGCACAUACAAGCUCAGGGCAGAAGGCAAAGGCUGUGUGUUUGUGCAGUUUGCCUUGCACUACAAUAUCCCGCCUCCUCCAGACUCUUUGGCCUUUGAAAUCAAUACAAAUCCUGGGGUUUGCAGCAACACAAGUAACCCAGCUUUUACACUAACCACCACUGUAAGGUAUAACGGCACACGAGCAGAGACCAACAUGGUGAUCAUUAACGUCAAGCUGCUGUCGGGGUUUAAGCCGGAUGAGACGUCUCUGCAGGCUCUGAGGGAAGACCCCACCAUCAGACGUCUGGAUGUGGAUGAGGAUCAUGUCGUUUUCUAUUUGGAUAGUCUGAAAAAGAGUCAGGAGAAGUCCAUCAGCCUGCAGCUCGUGCAGGAAGUACCGGUGCAGAACCUGAAACCAGCUGUAGUGACCGUCUAUGACUACUACAAGAUCACUGAACUGUCUGUGGUUGACUACACCUCCCCAUGUGCAUAAUCACCAUCGCAAUGAUCUAAAGUGCUGAUGUCUGAAGAACUGUACACUGGAAUAUAUGGGGAGGCUAUCUGGAAUAUAUGGAUUUAAUACUGACACUUUUUCUGUUCUCCUAUUGCUUUCUGAAAUUAUUUUUUUUUUUUUGUUUUCCUAAAAAAUAUAACAAAAAUAAGGCAUUUCUGCAGUAUGCAUUUUAGUCGCUAUUAAACAAUUUGUAAA
Puntigrus tetrazona (Sumatra barb) is the source of this 4579-nucleotide messenger RNA. Its product is annotated as alpha-2-macroglobulin-like protein 1. NCBI's taxonomy places the organism in Eukaryota, Metazoa, Chordata, Actinopteri, Cypriniformes, Cyprinidae. Gene Ontology annotation, cellular component: extracellular region. Gene Ontology annotation, molecular function: endopeptidase inhibitor activity. Bases 65 to 4363 code for a protein of 1432 amino acids. The record is from RefSeq and is a predicted model, not a curated record. The transcript has 36 exons.